AUGGAUGCUACAUCGGAUCUACCAGUACAUGAUGGCAAAAGUAAGGAACACAAAGAGGAAUCAUCCGUUGAACCCGAGUCGAUGCAGCUAGAUACUCUUGGUGUCAGCAUCCAUCACCUGAAACAUAUCUUCUUGGAGAGAGAGGUCGAACGACCAAAAAAGAAUGCCACAACAGGACACUUCCUUUCUAGACACUCCAGCAUCUGCGAAAUUGAGGAUUUAGAAGGUCCUCCUGGUGUCAUCCGAACAAAGGGUGCUACCACUACCUGCCCCUUGGAUGGAAAAAUGGGUGCUGCCUAUGUUCAUUGCCUGCAAGGAGAGGACCAUGUUGGAGAGGCAACUCACAUGCUCAGCUAUUCCUGGGAUUACACGAUUGGAGAUAUUGUGGAUACCCUUUCCGACUAUUGCCUCCAAAAUGAGCUUGAUGCCAAGAGGUCCUAUAUCUGGAUAUGCUGCCUCUGUGUCAAUCAACACAGGGUGGUCGAGAAUACCACCCAAGAGAAGUCUGGAAUGAUUGCCUCUGCUGCCAAGGUGGACUUCUUUGCAAUCUUUGGAGAAUGUGUCAAAAGGAUUGGACAUGUGCUGGCCAUGAUGGCUCCCUGGAACGCACCAGUGUACAUCACUCGAGUCUGGUGUAUUUUUGAAAUCUUUACAGCUCACACCACAGAGGGGUGCAAACUGGACAUUGUCAUGCCACCCAAAGAGAAGCUAUCACUAGAGCAGGAUGUUGUUGAGAGUGGAGAAGGCAUCAAUGCUGUCUAUGAGACACUUGGGAACACUAAAGUUGAAAAUGCCAAAUCAUCAGUCACAAGUGAUAGGCUGGCUAUUCUUGGCCAAAUAGAAUAUGAUGUUGGAUACUCUGUGCUCAACAAUCUAGUCAAUGACUUGUUGCGUGGGUGGAUGCAUGGUGUCCUUGCUCAGUUGGUGAGGGCUCGAGAAAACACCAACAAUGAAGACUAUGUUGAGUUCUGCAAUAAAAUUGGGAUCAUUCUUCUGUACAAUGGUGAACACGAUGCAGCCAUGAAACUCCACCAAACUGCUCUGACAAUUUGUGAGACUGUGUUGGGUGAGAAUCAUAGUGAAACAGCUGCAACCUACGGCAAUAUUGGUUCGGUUCUGGAUGAUAUGGGUGACUAUGAAGGGGCCUUGGCAAAGAACAAGAAAGCUCUUGCCAUUCGACUAUCAGCAUUGGGCAAGGAUCAUCUUGAUGUGGCAACCAGCUACAACAAUAUUGGUUCUGCUCUGUACAAAAUAGGCGACUAUGACGGUGCUUUGGCAAAGUACAAGGAAGCUCUUGGCAUUAGACUGUCAGCGUUGGGCAAGAAUCAUCCUGAUGUGGCAACAACCCACAACAACAUUGGGGUUGUAUUGUGGAAACUGGGAGACUAUCAAGGUGCUUUGUCAAAGCAUGAGGAGGCUCUUGCCAUUCGAUUGUCAGCAUUGGGUGAGAAUCAUCCUGAUGUGGCAACCACCUACAGCAAUAUUGGUGUGGUGAUGUUUUGUAUGGGGGAUGUCUCCACGGAAGACGAGAAAUCGAUGAUGAUCAUGGACGCAAGGAGCGACUAUGCGCAAUCGAACCUUUCAUGGAUCUGUUACUAG
Messenger RNA from Seminavis robusta, 1599 nucleotides. The record is from the annotation of a GenBank genome assembly. Lineage: Eukaryota; Bacillariophyta; Bacillariophyceae; Naviculales; Naviculaceae.